This is a messenger RNA of Cyclopterus lumpus (lumpfish), 2394 nucleotides long. It is a transcript of the gene ntrk2b, whose product is annotated as neurotrophic tyrosine kinase, receptor, type 2b. The transcript is spliced from 16 exons. Gene Ontology annotation, cellular component: axon; plasma membrane; signaling receptor complex. The coding region runs from base 1 to 2394 and encodes 797 amino acids. Gene Ontology annotation, biological process: protein phosphorylation; regulation of phosphatidylinositol 3-kinase/protein kinase B signal transduction; multicellular organism development. The record is from RefSeq and is a predicted model, not a curated record. Gene Ontology annotation, molecular function: ATP binding; brain-derived neurotrophic factor receptor activity; brain-derived neurotrophic factor binding. NCBI's taxonomy places the organism in Eukaryota, Metazoa, Chordata, Actinopteri, Perciformes, Cyclopteridae.
AUGGACUCCAGCGUGGGGGAAUAUGGCAUGGCUCGUCUUGGAUUGUUUUUGGUUUUGAUGGGGCUGUGGAGAUUUAGCGAUGCUUGCCCCGCAUCCUGCACUUGCAGCAUCUCAAGGAUUGUUUGUAUUGAUUCUGUACCGGGGAUCGAGGAUUUCCCUGUCCUCCCGUUAGAUGACAUGGAAAACAUCACCGAGAUAUACAUUACGAAUCAAAACAGACUGUUUGACAUCAAUGACAACAGUCUGAGGCACUACAUAAACCUCAGAAACCUAACAGUGAUGAGGACAAGACUGACGUCUAUAUCGUCAGAUGCAUUUUUCAACAACACAAGACUCCAAUAUGUAAAUCUCCGAGACAAUAACCUAUCAACACUGUCAUGGAGAAUAUUUCAGAACUUUAACUCAACAUACCCGCUCCUGCUGUCCGGUAACCCUCUGGAUUGUGUUUGUGAGAACUUGUGGAUCAAACUGAGGCUCCUUGAAGAAACCGACAGUCCAGAGCUGACAUGCAUAGACGACCGAGGAGCGCCGAGAGCCUUUGCUACGCUCACUCCACCAGACUGUGUGAUUCCCAAAGUAGAGGUCACCCCGAAAACCGUGACGAUGAUGCAGGGGACUAAUGUCAAAGCUGUGUGCAGCGCCUCGGGCUCCCCUCCUCCUGAGAUACUGUGGAACCUCGAUUGGCUCUCCACCCACCACGAGAUCGAACCUUCGGAUACGGAGAGCAGCAUCACCUUGUCGAAGCUGUCUUCCGACGAUAACGACAAGGUGAUCAUCUGCAGCGCCGAGAACAUGGUCGGUCAGAGCGAGGCCACCUUGCAGCUCAACAUUCUCUUUGCCCCCACCGUCCAGCAGCUGCUGGAGCCGGAGCGGGACCACCACUGGUGCAUCCCAUUCAGCGUGAAGGGGAACCCCAAGCCCAAGCUGCAGUGGUACCAAGAGAACGUGGCUCUGCUGGAGCACGAGCACAUGCGCACCAGGUUCCACAUGUCCACCAAGAGCGUGUACCACGGCUGCCUGCAGCUGGUCAACCCCACGCACAUCAAUAACGGCGUUUACAGGCUGGUGGCGAAGAAUAAGUACGGCCGGGACGAGAAGGAGGUCACUGCCCAGUUCAUCGACCCGCCUUACAUCAACCACACAGGUGUCUUUUCACAGUUCUUUUAUUUUUAUCUUUUUUUUCCAGACUCUCCUCCGCUGGACGACAGUGUUGCAGUGUAUGUUGUUGUGGGAAUCGCAGGAGUUGCCUUGACUGGCUGCGUUCUGAUGGUGAUCAUUCUGAAAUAUGGAAGAAACUCCAAGUUUGGUAUUAAAGGCUCCUCCUCAGUCAUCAGUAAUGACGAUGACUCUGCCAGCCCUCUUCAUCACGUCUCCAAUGGCAACAACACCCCGUCGUCCUCGGAGAUGGGUCCAGACGCGGUGAUCAUCGGGAUGACAAAGAUUCCUGUCAUUGAGAACCCUCAGUACUUCCGUAACUCCGGCAGCAUGCUGAAAUCUGACACGUUUGUGCAGCACAUCAAGAGACACAACAUUGUGCUGAAGCGGGAGCUGGGAGAGGGAGCCUUCGGGAAGGUGUUUCUGGCCGAGUGCUACAACCUGACACCGGACCAGGAGAAGCUCCACGUGGCCGUCAAGACUCUGAAAGAGGCCAACGAGAGCGGCCGGGCGGACUUCUACCGAGAGGCCGAGCUCCUCACCAACCUGCAACAUGAACACAUCGUCACUUUCUACGGCGUGUGUGUGGAGAGCGACCCGCUCAUCAUGGUGUUCGAAUAUAUGAAACACGGGGACCUGAACAAGUUCCUCAGGUCCCACGGUCCUGAUGCGGUGCUCAUGUCAGACGGUCAACACAGCAUCCUGGUGGAGCUCACCCAGUCCCAGAUGCUGCACAUUGCCCAACAGAUUGCGGCCGGCAUGGUCUACCUGGCCUCUCAGCACUUUGUCCACAGAGACCUGGCAACCAGGAACUGCCUGGUAGGAGAGAACCUGCUGGUGAAGAUCGGCGACUUCGGCAUGUCCAGAGAUGUUUACAGCACAGACUACUACAGAGUGGGCGGUCAUACGAUGCUGCCGAUCCGCUGGAUGCCUCCAGAGAGCAUCAUGUACCGGCGGUUCACCACAGAGAGUGACGUGUGGAGCCUCGGCGUGGUGCUGUGGGAGAUCUUCACCUACGGCAAGCAGCCGUGGUACCAGCUGUCCAACAAUGAGGUGAUCGAGUGCAUCACGCAGGGCCGCGUGCUGCAGAGGCCCCGCUCCUGUCCCAAAGAGGUGUACGACCUGAUGCUGGGCUGCUGGCAGAGGGAGCCCUACAUGAGGCUGAACAUCAAGGAGAUCCACAGCAUGCUCCAGAGCCUGGCCAAGGCCUCACCCGUGUACCUGGACAUACUGGGCUGA